UAUUAUAAUAAUAAAUAUUAAAACUUGUACAAAUAGUAGUCACGUUCUUGGGUUGGGUGUAGAGAUACAGAGUAGAGAAUCAUUGCCUAAUAAGUCGAUGAGGAUGAUGAUGAUGAUGAAGAUGAUGAUGAUGCUUGAUCAAACUAAUCACAACCGUCCAUUUCAAUCUUCCCAACUUGGGAUUUUUGAUCAUCUUAAUAAUAAUAAUAAUGGUCCUACAAUUACUUCUUCUACUACUACUUCUAACACAACAACACCAACAACACCACCUAUGACUAAUCACAAUAACAAUAUAUAUUGUUCUUCUUCUUCUAAUAUUAUUACCACUGCUACUCCUUCUGCUCCUUCUGCUGCGGCUCCUGUCUCUUACACCACCGCCUUAAGAUCCCCAGGUGGAUUCAUGGCGGCGUCUGUGGGUUUUCCUUUCACUAAUGCACAGUUAAGAGAGUUGGAAAGACAAGCUAUGAUAUUCAAGUACAUGGUGGCAUCUGUACCUGUUCCACUUGAUCUUCUUCUUCCAUUUAACAGAACUAUGUCUGGUUCAGCUAUCCCAAUCCAUUACCCAUUUGGGGGAAGUGAAUACAAGUUGAGAUUUUCAAAUGGAACAGAUGCUGAGCCAGGGAGAUGUAAAAGAACUGAUGGUAAAAAAUGGAGAUGUUCUCGUGAUGUGGCACCAGACCAAAAGUACUGUGAGCGUCACAUGCAUAGAGGUCGUCCCCGUUCAAGAAAGCAUGUGGAAGUUCAACUCAACAACAACAACAACAACAACAACAAUAGUAAGAGGACUCGUCUUGAUAACAAUCAACAACAACAACAGCAGCAACAGCAACAUACUCUUUCAGUUUCAUCUUCUGCAAGUUUAGCAACUUCUACUACUAAUUCUAGUAUUACUAAUCAUCCUCAAUGUCAUCAAAAUCACUUCCUUGGAUCUUCUACUACUGCUCUCCCUUACCAUCCUUCUCCUGUUUUUAUUGACAAACCAGCUUUUGAAUCUAUGCCAUCAGAUAAGGAAGCAAGGAGUUUGGAGUGGAUGAUGAAAGGUGAAGAUGUAACUAUGGCUGCAUCUGAUCCAAGAUGGCUUCAUCUGAUGCAAUCUUCUUCAAAGUCUUCUUUCUGUGACAACAACAAUAGUUCUUCUAUCUUUAACCAACAUGGUGAAGAGGAGCCAUUUCUGAACUUGAAUUCUUAUGGGAGUUUUGGUACAGGAGGAGAAGUUGAACAGGAAAGAGAGUGUGCUAUGUUUCUCAACCCUGAGGAUGUGUCUUUGGAUAAUAAUAAUAAUCAUCAUCAUCACCAGCAACAGACCAAUUCUGAGACCCCAAGAAGUUUCAUUGAUGCAUGGUCAAAGACAAACAUGACUCAUAGUAGUUGUAGUAGUGUUAACCAAAGUUCUGUUACAUCACAAGGGAGGCUUUCACCUUCUUCACUCACUCUCUCAAUGGGGGGUUAUGGCGCCAUCAAUGAUGAGAUGGGUACUAAACCACAUGUGUCAAACUGGUUGACCCCUGAUUCAUCUUGGGCUCCUGCAGGUUCACCACCAGGUGGUCCAUUGGCUGAGGUUUUGAGAUCAAGCUCAUUGACUGCCACAACAACAACAACUAGUGCUGCAUCUGAUCCAUCUUCGCCAUUCGCGGUCGGGAAUGGAGAUUCGGGUAGUCCACAGGCUACUGCUGUUUCUUCACCAUCUGGGGUUCUUCAAAAAACAGUCACUUCAUUAUCUGAUAGCAGUGGUUGUAGUAGCCCAGGUCUUGGAAUUUCAAAGGUGAAAGCUGAGAUUGCUUUGCUUUAAAGUUUGAAUAAACAAUAGAACAAAACAAAACAAAGGGUCCUUAUUUGGUUUGUGAUUUUGAUCAAGCAAGUUACUUUUUAGCAAGAGAUUGUGUAUUUAAGUAGAGUUAUUUUUCUUUGCUGUCUUUAUAUUAGAAUACUCUGUCCCCUUUCUGUUGCCAAGAUUGUGUAUAUUGCUAUGUUUGUUCUUUCUUGCAAUGGUUAAUGGCUUUAAGUUAAAGCUAGUGCCAAAGCAUUACUGUGUGGACUGUACUUUGAGGCUUACUUACUUUGUCUGUGUUUCUUUAGACAAGAAAAAACUAUGUAUGCAUUUGACUUAAUAAUAGUCUCAACUUUCUACUGAUUACCAUUUA
Messenger RNA from Cannabis sativa, 2141 nucleotides. RefSeq names its product growth-regulating factor 2. Gene Ontology annotation, biological process: developmental process; regulation of DNA-templated transcription; DNA-templated transcription. NCBI's taxonomy places the organism in Eukaryota, Viridiplantae, Streptophyta, Magnoliopsida, Rosales, Cannabaceae. The transcript is spliced from 4 exons. Gene Ontology annotation, molecular function: ATP binding. Gene Ontology annotation, cellular component: nucleus. Bases 98 to 1789 code for a protein of 563 amino acids. The record is from RefSeq and is a predicted model, not a curated record.